Pyrus x bretschneideri (Chinese white pear) is the source of this 2361-nucleotide messenger RNA. RefSeq names its product pentatricopeptide repeat-containing protein At3g21470. Gene Ontology annotation, biological process: RNA modification. The record is from RefSeq and is a predicted model, not a curated record. Gene Ontology annotation, molecular function: protein binding; RNA binding. Lineage: Eukaryota; Viridiplantae; Streptophyta; Magnoliopsida; Rosales; Rosaceae.
UUAAGUUUUAAGGGGUUUUCUUUUAAUAUAGAAAAUUCGUAGUGAACAAUUAAAUUAUUUGUAAAGUUUAAAUAACAAGUGAGAGAUUACCUAAAAAAUCCCUCUUCGGCGGAUGACGAGAAAUCCAAUCUCCCUCCAAAUUGCGCAUCGUUUAAAUUCCAGUGGGAAAGUGGAAACUACCAAAAAAAAAAAAAAACACUUCGAAUCACAAACUAUGUCACAAAUCCCACAUGGAAAUCCCCACUGCCCUCCUCAAAACAACCAAAACCAAAUCCCCUCAAAUCCAAAGUACCUCAAACAAAUCCAUGAUUUCUGCACAACAACGGAAAAACCAAAUCCUGCAAAUUGGUCUUACAUUAUAAGGAAUCACCUCUCUCAAGGAUCACUCGCACAAGCGCUUCUCCUGUACACCCGAAUUCGGCGUCAAGGAAUCUACAUUUUAGGCGUUCUUCCUUUGAUUCUCAAGGCCUGUGCUUCUCUUUCGUGCGUAAAUCGUGGGAAGGCAUUGCACGCCGAGUCUAUCAAGUCUGGUAUGAAUUCUGAUGUCUUGGUUGGCACGUCAUUGGUUGACAUGUACGCGAAAUGCGGGCAAGUUUUUGAGUCCCGGAAAGUGUUUGAUUAUAUGCCUGAGAGAAAUGUGGUCACAUGGAAUGCGAUGAUAGGUGGGUACUUGAGAAGUGGGGAUAAAACAUCUGCUUUGUUUUUGUUUGAGAAGAUGUCUAUGCGGACAUCUGUGACUUGGGUUGAGAUGAUCGACGGGUUUGCGAGGAGUGGAGACACGGUUAGUGCUAGGCGAUUCUUUGAUCAGGUUCCGCAGGAGUUGAAGAAUGUGGUUGUGUGGACUGUAAUGGCUGAUGGGUAUUCUAGCAAUGGGCAGAUGGAGGCGGCAAGGGAAGUUUUUGAGGCAAUGCCGCAGCGUAAUUUCUUUGUGUGGUCAUCGAUGAUUUCUGGGUAUUGCAAGAAAGGUGAUGUUAAGGAAGCCAAGUUCAUCUUUGACAGAAUCCCAGUCCGGAACUUGGUGAACUGGAAUUCGAUGAUAUCUGGCUAUGCACAAAAUGGAUUUUGUGAAGAAGCUUUGAACUCAUUUCACAAAAUGCAAGCCGAAGGCUUUGAGCCAGAUGAAUUUACUUUUGUGAGCGUUUUAUCUGCCUGUGCUCAGUCUGGGCUGUUGGACAUUGGCAAGGAUAUACAUAACAUGUUAGGCCAUAGAAGGAUAAAGCUUAGUCAGAUUGUUCUGAAUGCACUUGUAGACAUGUAUGCAAAAUGUGGCGAUUUGAUGAAUGCUAGGUUGAUCUUUGAGGGGAUGACUGAAAGGAACACAGUGUGUUGGAAUGCUAUGAUUUCGGGACUGGCCAUUCAUGGACAAUGCAAAGAGGCUCUUGAAUUAUUUGGAAGAAUGGAAGAUUCAAAUGAAAGGCCUGAUGAUAUAACCUUUAUUUCUGUUCUGUCGGCUUGUGCACAUGGGGGUUUUGUGGAUGAGGGCAUACAAAUUUUCUCCAAGAUGGAGAAUAUGGUUUGGUAGCAGGAGAUUAAGCAUUUUGGAUGCGUGGUUGACCUUUUGGGACGGGCAGGAAGAUUAAGAGAGGCUUAUGCUUUAAUCAAGAGAAUGCCAAUCAAACCAAACGACAUGGUCUGGGGGGCUAUGCUUGGAGCAUGCCGGGUUUAUAUGGAUAUGGAGAUGACGGAACAAGUAGUGAAGGAUAUUAGCACCCUCGAUUCAAACGUUGGGUCAGGUGAUAAUUCACAUUAUGUGCUUCUGUCAAAUAUAUAUGCUGCCUGUGAUAGAUGGGAGAAAGCUGAACGGACCAGGAUUGACAUGACAAGCGAAGGCUUUGAAAAGACUCCGGCUCGCAGUUCAUUUGUGCCCAGUGGCUCAUAACGUGUAUAUGGUACUUCUAGGUAAACCAUUGUUCCGUGGAAGAGCAGCAGUUUAAGACAUGGUGGUAGCUCCCGCCUUAGUUACUGCAUGCCAACAUAGUGUUUGAAAGGCAGCUUAGUUCUGGCGAUCCUGCAGAGGAUUUCUUUCAACGAAUUCAAACACCUUUUUUCAAACAACCUUAUAAUGAGCAAAGAAUUGAUUGGGAGCAGAAUGUCGGGCUUAUCCGUAAAAUCAGAGGAGUAUUUACGUCUGAACAUGAAAUCACAGCAAUGGAUAACGGAAAUGGUUGGUUGAGGCAUUGAAUAAAACUGGAGUGGCAGCUUGUAUCUACUUCUGAACAUGAAAUCAGAGCAAUGGAUCUUCAAAGAGAUUUUAGCAACAACGUAUUCUGCACGUUCAACACAAUUUUGCCAAUUGUCGUAACAAAGAACUCAUCUAUACUGCACAGACUUUCCUUCUUUUUCCCCUUAUGAAAAUCAAAA